AUGAUUUUACGUUUCUUUCUUAUUUUCUUAUCUCUUUCUUUCUUUCUUUCUUUUCCUUUCUUUCUUAUCGUUCUUCUAUCCAUGCUUUCUUUCUUUCUUUCUCACCUUUUCUUUCUUUCUUCUCCCUCUUCUAGCCAUACUUUUUUUCGUUAUACACUUCUAAUUUUAUCCCCCUUUUCUCAAAAUAUGUUUUUACAUUCUUUCUUUCUUACUUUCUUUCUUUGCUUCCUUCUUUUUUUUACUUAUUAUAAUUUUAACUUUCAUCUCUUUUUCACAUUUCCUAAAAAUCAUUCUUUUAUUUUUUCUUCAUCUAGCGUUCUUCUUUCUCUUUUUUUUUUAUACUAUUUUCUUUCGUUUCUUAUCGUUUUUCUUUCAUUAUUUCAUUCUUCAUUCCAGUUCUUCGCUUGGUUUACAUUCCAUCUAUCUUUUAUUCAGAUUAUAAAAAUAGAUUAUCUUUCUUUUUUCUUUUUUCACUUGGACAUUAAUUUUACCUAUUUUUUUUUUCUUUUAGUUCUAUUUCUUCUUUCUUUCUUUCUUUCUUUCUUUCUUUCAUUACCAUUAAAAAUAUUUUUCAUUUAUUUUAUUUUCUUUCAUUCAUCUAUUUUUCACACCAUAUUUGAAAAUUACUUUCCUUGCUUUUUCUAUCUUUCUGUCACACUGGCAUUCAUUCAUAAAUUCUUUUCUUCUUCUUCUUUAUUUCUUUCUUUCUUUCUUUCUUUCUCUUUCGUUCGUUCGUUCGUUUUUCUUUUGAUCCUGUUUACAUCCCUUAUUUUAAAUAUUUUUCAUUCAUUUAUAUCGUUCGCCCAUCUUUUCUUCACACUAUAUUUUAAAAAUAUUUUCUGUUUAUUUUUCUAUCUUUGUAUCUCUUUGCCAUUCCACUCUUUCUUUCUUUCUUUCUUUCUUUCUUUCUUUCUUUUCUUUCUUUCUUUCUUUCUUUCUUUCUUUCUUCAUCAUUCAUUAUCGCUCUAA
Messenger RNA from Acanthosepion pharaonis, 969 nucleotides. The record is from the annotation of a GenBank genome assembly. NCBI's taxonomy places the organism in Eukaryota, Metazoa, Mollusca, Cephalopoda, Sepiida, Sepiidae.